Molecule: messenger RNA, 909 nt
Organism: Monomorium pharaonis (pharaoh ant)
Lineage: Eukaryota; Metazoa; Arthropoda; Insecta; Hymenoptera; Formicidae
Product: pre-rRNA-processing protein TSR2 homolog
Exons: 3
Coding region: 102-590 (162 amino acids)
Biological process (GO): maturation of SSU-rRNA from tricistronic rRNA transcript (SSU-rRNA, 5.8S rRNA, LSU-rRNA)
Cellular component (GO): nucleus
Source: RefSeq, a predicted model, not a curated record
UUUUUCCAAUUGUUGGCAACACUGUUCAGGAUCACAGGGGAAGAAGAAGAAGAUAUUCAAAGUCAGAUGGUCAUAUGUUCGAACGUGAUUGUUAACCUAAGAUGGAGCAUACUAUGCCAUUUUUUCUAACGAUCACGCAACGUAUAUUCAGUAAUUGGACAGCACUAAAAUUGGCAGUAGAACAUGAUAUGGGUCCAAUAGAAAGUGCAAGGGAAUUUUGUUCCUACAUAACAGAUGUAUUAUAUAUGAAUGAAGGAUUGGUUAGCAGCCAGAUUGCUGAUGAACUAGAUGAUUAUAUGGACAAUCAAUUUAAUACAGAAUUACAAGACGACAGCAGUAUGCAGAUAGCAGAAGAAUUACUAAGGUUUCAUCGAUAUUGUAUGGAAGGCAAUGAGUCUACAUUAAAAGUGGAAUUUGAAAAAUUACCACCAUUACAGUCAUGGCUGAAUUUAGAACCUACUCAACCUCGACAAACUGAUCCUCAGCCAGCAAAGCACAAGCCUAAUAAUUUGGAUGAGGAUAUGGACAUAGAUAAAAAUGAACCUGAGGAAGAUGGGUGGACAAUGGUUACAAGUAGGCGGAGUAAAUAAUUUUCAAGUUCUUUUUAUACGAAAGAUAUCUUUAUUUAGCAAUUUUUUAUGCUUGUGUGUAUAUGUGUGUGUGUGUGUGUGUGUGUGUGUGUGUGUGUGUGUGUAUAAUAUAUAUCAUAUAUAUGUAUGUAUAUAUAAAAGAAUGGAAAGACAGCAAACAUGAGACAGACGCAUAUAUUGUAAUAUGAUAUGCGUGCAUUCGUUCCACAAUCAUACAAAUUUUAGCACUACAAUUAUCUACAAAAAUAUUUUUACCUAAGUAAUCUUUUGAACCAUUGCUAAACGUCAUUUAGCAAGUACAUCUUUUGUAUCUGUAAAA